UUGGGCACUGGAUCAGACUUCCCGACCUGCUCGCGCGAUCCGUGGCCACUAACGCUGGGCCGUUCCGUCGCCCUCCUCCUUCCGCCCUCCACCCGUUCGACGAAAAAUCUCGACUAUAAAGAUCAUUCGGCAAUCGGCCGCCCGCUUUAGGCGGCGCAGAGAAGAUGCUGAAAGCUUUGGCUCCCGCGCAUGUCUUCCCCCAGCUGCAGACGCCGUGCCCUAGCCUCAUCGUCCGCUCGUCCUCCGCCUCCCGCCGCUCUCCCGGCCGACGCAAGGCUGUCUCCCCGUCCUUCCGCCUCCCCGACGCUGACGCCGAUCGCUGCUCCCUAUGGAGCCACUACCGCGACUCGGUCUCCUCCUCGGGGCCGCGACCCGACGACGAGCGCGCUUCCCCCGCGGAUCCGGCGGUUCACGAGGAGUUGGAUUUGUUCCUCGAGUUGGUCCCGCCUCGGACGAGGAGAGAUCUCGUGCGGCACCAAGAGAUUCGGAAGCUCAUUGAGGUGGUGAUGGAUUUGGGCAGGAAGCCCAUCGCGCGGUUCCCGUCCGGGGAUUGGAUCAUGUCCGAACAGUUUGUUUCCGUCGAAGACCUUCACCAAGCAAUUUCUAAGGUUGGUGACUUUUCGGAUGACAAUCGAUCGGGGAUUGAUCGUUCCUUGCACCGAAUUAGCGCCAUUAGGAAUCGGAAGAUGCAAAUCAUUGGUCUCACCUGUAGAGUUGGUCGGGCUGUAGCGGGCAGUGCAGAGAUGAUUCGUGAUUUAGUGGAAGGUGGAGGUUCUAUCUUAGUAAUUGGGCCUCCUGGAGUUGGGAAGACGACUUUGAUCAGGGAGAUAGCUAGAGUAUUAGCAGACGAAAAGAUGAAACGGGUAGUCAUAGUAGACACAUCCAAUGAAAUCGGUGGUGAUGGAGAUAUACCUCACUUGGGAAUUGGCCGUGCUAGGAGAAUGCAAGUUCCAAAUGUUAGUAUGCAGCACAAUGUCAUGAUUGAAGCAGUUGAGAAUCACAUGCCAGAAGUAAUCAUAAUUGAUGAAAUUGGAACCGAACUUGAAGCUAUGGCAGCAAGUACUAUAGCUCAAAGAGGUGUUCAGCUUGUUGGAACAGCUCAUGGGGUAACAAUUGAGAGCAUAAUAAAAAAUCCAUGCCUACAGGCACUUGUUGGUGGGAUAGAGAGUGUUACACUUGGUGACGAGGAAGCUAGGAAAAGGAAAGUUCAAAAGACAAUCCUUGAAAGAAAAGGACCGUCUACAUUUACCUGUGCUGUUGAGAUGAUAUCCAAAACUGAGUACCAAGUUCAUCACAAAUUGGAAGCUACUGUAGAUGCUAUUUUAGCAGGGAAAUCUCCCCUCUUUGAAACACGCAAGAUGGAUCCCAAUGGUGAUUUAAGUAACUCUUCUCCCGUACCACAGGAGUUUCAUGAAGAGGAACAAUUUAUUAGUUCUAAAAAGGAUGUUUCAAUUGGCAUGCCUUUACUUGAUGAUGCAAAUGCUAAUGCUGGAUAUAACAAGAAAGCUAGAAGUAAUUCAUACACACCAAGGAGAUUGCCAAUUCAUGUAUAUACUUAUAAGAUUUUGGAAGCUGAUCUGCUGCAAGUUGCAACUGUAAUGGGCUAUGAGGAUGAUAUAUGUGCAACUGAUGACAUUGGAACAGCAAAUGCAAUUCUAGCAUCCAGUUUUGAAAUGAAGCAAAAUCCUUGGAUUCGCAGCGUUGCAAAAUUCCACAAGCUUCCCAUAUUCGUGAUCAAAGAGAGUACGAUGGCACAAAUGGUAAAGGCAGUUAAGAUGAUUCUUGGGAUUAAUAGUUUUGGCUCUAGACCAAAUGAAACAUCAACAUUCACGGACGACAUAGAAGUGGAAGAUGAUGCGCCUAAGCGAAAACCUACCUUGGAAGAAAUUGAUGCUCUGGAGGAGGUUCGUAUGGCUAUCGAGUACAUUGUAAUCCCUGGUGGAGAACCCGUAGAGCUCCUCCCCCAAUGCUCUAAGAUAAUUGCUCGCCAACUCGAGCUCGUGGCAAGCUACCAAUUAACCGCAAAGAGGUCAGGAACAGAACUGAACUCAAGGCUGCAGAUUCUUCCUGUGAAGAUCGAUAAGAAAAGCUCAUCUGCCAAGAGCCAUGGACAACAUUCAAGUGAGCAACUGCAAGAAGUGAAUCUUAAUUCACUACCCGGAUGGAAUGUGGGUUCUAGUGUUAUUCGUCUUCCCCUUCUGCCUGAUAAUUAAAAAAAUUCUAAAAUGGUGAAACUUGUGUAGUUAGUUCUACCCCGUCUUGUACAGUACAUGUAUAUAUCAAACUGUGAUGCUUGUUCUUCACAGCAAUGUAAAUUUAUAUCAUUCUUUUAAUGGAAAAUUGCUCGCAUGUUAUCCA
Messenger RNA from Zingiber officinale, 2358 nucleotides. Its product is annotated as protein SEEDLING PLASTID DEVELOPMENT 1-like. Bases 165 to 2213 code for a protein of 682 amino acids. The transcript has 9 exons. NCBI's taxonomy places the organism in Eukaryota, Viridiplantae, Streptophyta, Magnoliopsida, Zingiberales, Zingiberaceae. The record is from RefSeq and is a predicted model, not a curated record. Gene Ontology annotation, molecular function: ATP hydrolysis activity.